Mycena citricolor is the source of this 999-nucleotide messenger RNA. The record is from the annotation of a GenBank genome assembly. NCBI's taxonomy places the organism in Eukaryota, Fungi, Basidiomycota, Agaricomycetes, Agaricales, Mycenaceae.
UCGACGACGGACGGACUUCAUUUAUCAUCAUCAAAGGAUUCCUUCACGAUCUCAGUGGUCUCAGCAAGCGAAAUUUCGAUCGCGUGUGAAGCAAUACCCAUACCCGGUGGUUUCCCGGGCUUCUCCGAUUUCAUUGCGCUCACAUCAGGGCAGUUUCGAAACAAGUGCCCGCGUUCUCCACACUCGAAGCAACGUCCCUCGCUCAGUCCCACACCUUCUCGUUCUGGUCCUUCUUCGGGGUUUCGACCGCAGCACUUGACACCGAGAAAGCUCGCCCUCCGUUUUGGCGCUUCUCAUUUGAAUCUGGAGCCAAUACAUUUCUCUUCCACUUGGACUGGGGUUUCGGUGCCUCAGUCCCAUCACUGUCGGCAUCCUCAAGGUCGACGUUUCGGGAUCCAGAUUCGCACGGAACAUUUCCUUGCGAAUCGACGUCUUCAAGCUGCGACAAAACAUCACGACUUUCUCUUGGUUCACUUCCAGACCGAUGGUAUUGAAGAUUUGCUCCCACUCGGCCUUAUGGACUAAUACAGAUUUGUCAUCUUGUUUACACGCGUUCAGCUUCGAGCGCUGUUUCUCACGAAAGUUCACAGGGAAACAGAAAUUGAACAGACCCCAGAAGAAUUCUGACAACGUCCAGACAUGAAAUACGACAAGUAGAACGCUCGUUCAUCAGCGGGGACGCGGCCGAGCUUUAGUCUCUGUUUGGUUGGAACGAUGUGGCAUUGGGGCCGGGCUCCGACUUCCGACAUCCGAGGGAUUGCUGGACGGCGGCUCGGGUGGAGGGGGUCCGCCAAAGCUAUCAACAUCACGCAAGGCACGCUCGAUGAAGCUUCCCGCCCCGGUGCGAGCCGCAGGAGUCCUCUCACCAGUCUGGGCCUGGGACAAGCUUUCAGCUCGCUUGUCCUUGGCAUUCAGCGUCUUAACGGGCGUCGAGGCCCGAGAUUCCGUCACAGCUCUAUGCAGGCUGUCAAUUUGGCGCUGCAAGUCAACAAAACGUUC